UCGCAGCACCAUGGCCAGCCCCAGGACCAGAAAAGUUCUCAAGGACGUCAAGGUGCAAGAUGACAACAACGUUUGCUUCGAGUGUGGUGCCUUCAGCCCCCAGUGGGUGAGUGUCACCUAUGGCAUCUGGAUCUGCCUGGAGUGCUCCGGGAAGCACCGUGGCCUCGGGGUGCACCUCAGCUUUGUGCGUUCUGUCACCAUGGACAAGUGGAAGGACAUCGAGCUGGAGAAGAUGAAGGUGGGGGGGAAUGCCAAGUUCCGGGCCUUCCUGGAAUCGCAGGACGACUAUGACCCCUGCUGGUCUCUGCAGGACAAGUACAACAGCAAGGCCGCUGCCCUCUUCCGGGACAAGGUGGCCACACUGGCUGAAGGGAAGGAGUGGUGCCUGGAGACGUCACCUGCCCAGAACUGGACCCCGCCCCAGCCCAAGACAUGGCUGGCUUCAGCCCCUCGCGCCUCUGGGCAGCCUCCGAGCAGCACCCCUUCCUCUGACAAGGCCUUCGAGGACUGGCUGAGUGAGGACCUCGGUUCCUACCAAGGGGCCUCAGAGAAGCGCUAUGUAGGCUUUGGGAACACAGUGUCGCCACCCCCGAAAGAGAAUGACUUCCUCAACAACGCCAUGUCAUCACUGUGCUCGGGCUGGAGCAGCUUUGCCUCUGGAGCCAGCAGGUUCGCCUCUGCCGCCAAGGAGGGUGCUACCAAGUUUGGAAGCCAGGCGACCCAGAAGUUCUGGGCCUCGAAGCCGUCACCAGAACUGGCCUCCGAGCUAGGCCAGAGUCUGAAUGAGAAUGUCCUCAAGCCGGCCCAGGAGAGGGUGCAGGAUGUGGGCAAUCGUGGCUGGCGGGAUGUCACCUCCUUUUUCUCUGGCAAGGCAGAGGACGGCUUGGACAGGCCACCAGAGGGCCAGAGCUACCAGAACAGCACCAUGGACCAGAGCUUCUGGGACAGUUUUGGUGGUGGCACCGAGUCUGGCAGGACACGCCAGUCCCCAAGCAGCGAUAGCUGGACCUGUCCGGACAUCUCGGCUGAAAAGAAGAGCUCGGACAGCUGGGACAUGUGGGGUUCCGCGUCCAGCCACAGGAGCAGUGAUGGUGGUGGUGGGGGCGAGGGCAGGACCCCCACCCCUAGGAAGGCAGUUCCUGCGGUGGCUGAAGCUGAGGAUGGCUGGGAUGUCCAGGACUGGUAGCCCCAGAGUCAGCUGGCCUGGCCCCCCCAUCUGCAAGGAGGCACCACCCACUCGCGAGGAGGCAUCGCCCAUGUCAGGGACUCUUGUUCCACCUGGCUCUG
Suncus etruscus (white-toothed pygmy shrew) is the source of this 1287-nucleotide messenger RNA. It is a transcript of the gene ARFGAP1, whose product is annotated as ADP ribosylation factor GTPase activating protein 1. Gene Ontology annotation, cellular component: Golgi membrane. The record is from RefSeq and is a predicted model, not a curated record. Gene Ontology annotation, molecular function: GTPase activator activity. The transcript is spliced from 12 exons. Gene Ontology annotation, biological process: regulation of endocytosis; regulation of ARF protein signal transduction. Bases 11 to 1186 code for a protein of 391 amino acids. NCBI's taxonomy places the organism in Eukaryota, Metazoa, Chordata, Mammalia, Eulipotyphla, Soricidae.